Messenger RNA from Neodiprion virginianus, 5517 nucleotides. RefSeq lists its product as uncharacterized. The record is from RefSeq and is a predicted model, not a curated record. Gene Ontology annotation, molecular function: nucleic acid binding. Bases 1 to 5265 code for a protein of 1754 amino acids. NCBI's taxonomy places the organism in Eukaryota, Metazoa, Arthropoda, Insecta, Hymenoptera, Diprionidae. The transcript has a single exon. Gene Ontology annotation, biological process: DNA integration.
AUGGCUCCAGUAGCCUUACAGAAGCUUACUGCAUUGCAGCGGGCUCGUGAAGGCGAAAUAGAAGGCUUGCGGCAGAGGUUAACAAGCAAACCGCGAGAUACGCUUACGAAACGAGUCGUUAAAUCGCGACUUGACGCUCUAAAUGAAAUUUGGACAGAGGUUCGUAAGGCUCACGCUGAGAUCAUCGUUCGAGAAAACGCGGAUGCCGACCCGUACGUCACCGAUGAUUGGUUCGGGCGAAUUCAGGGUGUAUACGAGAAUGCCCUUGACGAGUUUUUGGCGCUUCUGACUUCCGCGGAAAAGGUGGAAACAGAGGCCGUCACUAGACCCGCGGCGGCAAGCACCUCUGGAAUUACCGGAACGGGUGUCGCGAAACUCCCUCGCAUUCCUCUCCCAACCUUUUCGGGAAAGUAUGAGGAUUGGGCAAGUUUUUGCGACCUUUUCACUACGUUGGUGCAUGACGUAGCUUCUCUAUCUGACGCAACCAAGCUGCAGUAUUUGAAGCUUUGCUUGACCGGUAGUGCCGCGGACCUAAUAAAGGACGUCGCUACGACCAGUGCGAAUUACAUCAGCACAUGGCAGGCGUUAAAGACUCGAUAUCACAACCCUCGAUUAAUAAUAAACAAACAUUUGGCUUCGUUCAUGCGGAUCCCGCACUUGAAAAACGAGUCCGCUUCCGAGCUCCGUUCCUUCGUCGACGAAGCUCAGCGAAUAGUUCGUGCGUUAACGAAUUUAAAAUUACCAGUGGAGCAUUGGGACGUCUGGCUUGUCUUCGUGCUCUCUGAACGCUUGGAUUCGGAGUCGCGAAGGUUGUGGGAAGCGGAGCUGAGCCAGGGUGACCUCUCGGAGGGUACCAGCUCUCUUGGUUCACUCCCGAAAUUCGCGGACUUGAUAAAGUUUUUGGAACGGAGAACUCAGGCCUUGACUAUGAUCGCGCUCGAGUGUCGCACGGAGAAGAGGUCGGCUUCAACACCGUCUGCGGGACCCCAACCCCGUAAGGUUUUCCACUCUAGUUCUCGUCGAUCACCGAAUCCAACGCCGUACAAAUGCCCGCUCUGCCCUGGUGCUCACCCCCUCUUAAAGUGUCUCAGGUUUCAGGCGAAGGCUCCUUCUGAGCGGUUCGCGAGUAUUAGACACUUACGGCUUUGUUUCAUUUGUCUGGAACCACAUCAGGCGAGAAAUUGUCCGUCAAGCGGAAAAUGCGCGGUUUGUCAAGGACGACAUCACACGAUCUUGCAUCGCGGCGCGCGAGGAAGGUAUCAAGGGUCGAGCAGAAGUCCGGGAGGGUCUCGAGGCCCAGAAGGAGGUGGACCUUCGGCACCCCCCCCUGUCGUAAACUUGCAUGCGGCGUGUCAUUCGGUUGUCGGGCGAAGAGUUCUGCUCGCCACGGCGCGAGUGCAGAUAAUGGGUCCGAACGGAAGCAGCACCUACGCGCGAGCACUCCUCGACCAGGGCUCGGAGUCGUCAUUUGCUUCGGAAUCCAUAGUGCAGCUGUUGGGGUUGUCCAGGAGACGCGCUUCCGUAACACUGACGGGACUUGGUUCCACUGAGACAGGAACUGCGACCGCGAGGACGCAGCUGGUGCUGCGGUCCUGCGGCAAUCCUAAAUUCGAAUUCGAAACAGACGCGCUCGUCCUCCCAAGACUCACCUCGCGUCUUCCAUCGGAUAGAUUUGGCGAUCUAGAUUUGGGACAAUUUGAGGGCCUUGCGCUGGCGGAUCCGGACUUUUCGGUUUCCCAAAAUGUAGACGUGAUUUUGGGCGCUGAUGUUUAUGGCCAGUUGCUUCGUCCCGGCUUGAAGCGGUUCCCUACCUCACAACUUGUCGCUCAAAGUACGGCUUUCGGCUGGGUGAUUUCUGGUAUGGUGCGGUCCGACAAACGGCGGGCGGACAGAACUCUCUCUUCGUCGCCAACACAGGCACUUCACUGCUCGGCUGAACCGGGUUUGGAGCAGACCCUGCAACGUUUUUGGUCUCUCGAAGAUAUUGCUCCGAAUUCGAGUAGGCUGAGGCCCGAGGACGAGAUCGUUGAGCAAUUAUUUAAGGAGACUCACAAUCGCGACUCACGAGGUCGGUACGAAGUCCGGCUUCCUGUGAAACCAGAACGCCCUAGGGUAGCUAACGAGACUAGGUCAAUGGCGCUUAAAUCUCUUUCUAAUAUGCAACGUCGAUUUUCGCGAGACGCUCGAUUGGCUGAGGCAUACGGUAGCUUCAUGAGGGACUACGAACGCCUGGGACAUAUGACUCGAGUCCCGGCCUCAGAAAUGCGGUGCGAGGACGCAUGGUACCUUCCACAUCACGCAGUGAUUCAGGCUUCGGGUGACAAAUGGAAACUUCGCGUUGUGUUUGAUGCCUCUCGGAAAACUCGCGAAGGGCACUGUCUAAAUAACUUUUUGUGGUCAGGCCCCUCGCUCCAGAGCGAUCUAUCAUUGAUCCUCUUAAAUUGGCGAAAAUACCGUUUUGCGUUUACCGCGGACAUAGUGAAAAUGUUCCGGCAAGUCCUGGUCAAGCGCGAAGACCAGGAUUUGCAGAGAAUUGUGUGGGCCCCGACCGCUGAUGCCAGUCCUGUUGAUUACCGUUUGCAUACUGUCACAUACGGGACAACUUGUGCUCCAUAUCUGGCCAUCCGCACGCUUUCGCAGUUGGUUGUUGAUGAAGGGGUUAACCUUCCCCUCGGAGCUGAAUGUCUCAAGGCAGAGACGUAUGUUGAUGACACCUUCGCAGGGGCGGAAGACCUUUCUACCGCGGUUCAGAAAAGACUCGAACUUAUAGAAUUGUUAAGAUUGGGUGGUCUCGAGCUCGACAAAUGGUCCGCCAAUCAUCCCGAUCUUCUGCCACCUCAGGCGCGGCAUAACUCACCGAAAGAAAUCGACGGCUUUUCCGCGGAAGUCAAAACCCUCGGGAUUCAUUGGAUCCCAUCGCAGGAUGAUUUUAAGUUCCGUGCAGCGGACGUGGAAGAGAUGUCCACUGCUGCAACGAAACGUUCCAUUCUUUCGAAUAUCGCGCGUUUGUUUGACCCACUCGGGUGGCUAGCUCCAAUCACUGUGACGGCGAAGGUCUUAAUGCAGGAUUUGUGGAUUCAGAAGUGCGAUUGGGACUCGCCUCUCCCCGCCGAAUUACGCGAGCGAUGGCAUACUUAUUGCACGUCGUUGACACAGUUGCCACCUCUAUCCAUCCAUCGUUGGUUGGGGGUCGCAUCUUCCCGUUCCUACCAGAUUCAUGGCUUUUCCGAUGCGUCUUCUCGCGCCUACGCAGCCGUGGCAUAUUUACGAAUUAACGAAGGAAAUGGUCGGUUCAGUGUUUCACUUCUCGCCGCGAAGAGCAAAGUGGCUCCCGUCAAAACGGUCAGUAUCCCGAAUUUAGAAUUGUGUGGUGCUGCACUUCUCGUUAAACUUCUUUGCCAUGUUAGGAAGCUCGAAUUUCUCCGCUCACUCCCGGUCUACGCAUGGUCUGAUAGUCAAAUAGUCCUUCAGUGGCUUCGAAAGCACCCAUGCCACUGGAAAACCUUCGUCGCCAACCGAGUAUCGUUUAUUCAGACCGAACUCCCAUCUGCCACAUGGGCUCACGUCCCAACGAAAGAAAAUCCAGCAGAUUUGGCUACUCGGGGCUCAGACCCGGCAGAGUUAGCGCAGAACAGCAAUUGGUGGCGCGGUCCCCACUGGCUCUCUGAUACACCGGAACAAUGGCCACAACCAACAGCGAAUCCGCACACCCUCCACGUAAGGGUCCGGCCGGACGAACCGCCGAUUCUCACGCAAUUCUCGAGCUUGACUCGCCUUAUUCGGGUAGUAGCCUUCUGCAGACGCCCCUUGCUUAAUCUCCGCAGACGACGGGACGGUUCUGAACCGCUUCCCUCCUUUCUCUCAUCCGUCGAGCUGGCAGAGUCGCGAUUGGUGGUUAUUCGCUUGUCGCAAGCAACCAGCUUUGCCCCAGAAAUCGAACUAUUGAAAUCUGGAAAGGGCUUGCCGAAUAGCAGCGGAAUUAAGAAAUUAAAUCCAUUUCUGGACAAAGUUGAUGUCGUGCGGGUGGGAGGCCGCCUUUCCCAGGCUAGUCUCACUUUCGACCAUAAACACCCCCCAAUUUUAGCACGAUGCUCUGCACUCAGCGCGUUAUUCGUACAGUUCGCUCACCGCCUCUGCUUGCAUGGGGGACCCACCCUGACCACGAGUAUCUUGAUACAACAGGUUUGGAUUUUGGGCAUGAAAAGAUUAGUCAAAUCGGCGAUCCGGCGGUGUGUGACCUGUCAACGGGUUAAGCCACAAUUUGCUCACCAACUAAUGGGCGAUCUGCCUGGUGACCGAGUACAGUCCGGACGACGACCCUUCUCGAUAGCCGGUCUCGAUUACGCGGGUCCGGUCCAGGUCCGUACCACGAAAGGACGCGGGCACAAAUCUUACAAGGGGUACGUAGCGGUCUUCGUCUGUUUUUCUACGCGAGCCAUUCACCUUGAGCUUGUGAGUGAUUUGACUACCGCGUCGUUUAUUUGUGCGUAUCGUCGAUUUGUGGGUAGGCGUGGUGUCUGUCAACGACUUUACAGCGACAACGCUACUAAUUUUCAUGGAGCAGAUAGUGAGCUCAAGGCUAUGUUCCAACGAGCCUCCGAAUUCUAUCAAAGGGCGGCGGCUCUCCUCGCGAACGAUGGCACUGAUUGGAGUUUUAUACCCCCGAAUGCUCCCCAUUACGGAGGGUUAUGGGAAGCAGGGGUCAAGUCGGUGAAACACCAUUUGAAACGGGUCCUAGGCGAGCAUACUCUCACCUUCGAAGAGUUGUCGACUGUUCUUGUCGAAAUUGAGGCCUGUCUCAACUCACGGCCACUGAGUGCACUAAGCUCCGAUCCUGAGGAUCUCCAUGCAUUGACACCUUUCCACUUCCUUGGGGGAAGCACGUCGGCCUUACUCCCCGAGGACGAUCUCUCGGACGAACCUCAGAAUCGCUUGAACCGAUUUCAGUUGCUACAGCGCAUUCGGAAUCAGUUCUGGAGACGAUGGUCCUCCGAGUAUCUACUCCACUUGCAAGAACGAGGAAAGUGGAGAGAGACCCGUGAAAACUUCUGCAUUGGGAGACUUGUCUUGGUCCGGGAUGACAAUUACCCCCCGUCGAAGUGGCCGCUAGGGAGAAUAAUCGAACUCCACCCGGGCCCGGAUGGCCUUGUGAGGGUGGUCACGAUUAAAACAGCAACUACCACUCUACGGCGGCACAUCUCUCGUCUAUGCCCGCUGCACCUCGAAGAUGGCGGCAAAGGGCGUAGGGCAAUGUCGGAGGCCUGAGGAUUCGUCUGUUGGACGAAGGCGGGCGGGAUGUUCGCGCCACUUUAUUAUUAUUAUAUUAGUUUUGUAAAUUUAUCAUAGCAAAUACUUUAGUGUCGUUAUAUUUGUAUGUUGCACCUAUUUACCACGUAUAAGGUGACUAAAGAGUCACAUACAGUAGAUUUACUUUCUUAUUCCACAUGACGAGUAGUUCAACGUUAUAGUAAUUCAAAUUACGUACUUAUUGCCCACGUCAGAAAUUCGUGAGCCGAU